Molecule: messenger RNA, 4548 nt
Organism: Syngnathus acus (greater pipefish)
Lineage: Eukaryota; Metazoa; Chordata; Actinopteri; Syngnathiformes; Syngnathidae
Gene: grm7
Product: metabotropic glutamate receptor 7
Exons: 10
Coding region: 817-3546 (909 amino acids)
Biological process (GO): G protein-coupled glutamate receptor signaling pathway; regulation of synaptic transmission, glutamatergic
Cellular component (GO): membrane
Molecular function (GO): group III metabotropic glutamate receptor activity
Source: RefSeq, a predicted model, not a curated record
UGCGUGUCACCGUCAAAUCGACUUUCGCGUGGCAAUAAAAGAGGGCGGGGAAGUGCGGAGAGAUUGCAUGUCGAGAUGUGCUGCAUCUCCGGAGAGCGAUUAUUCAGCUCGUCGUCUAGUUUGCUUACUUUCUAAAAACCAUGAAGUGCCAGGCUAUACGCUCGCCAUUUGACUUGCUCGCAGUCAAGCCAAGUAACGUCCUCCGUGGAAAAUAAAAGAGGAGGGGAAAAAAAACAACAAAGGGGGCCGUACACCAUGCAAGCCUGCCCGUGACUCAUUCGCGAGCGUUUGCAGCGACAGAGGAAAGCUUUAAUUAGCUGCAUUUUCCUUUUCACGCCGCUCAGUGGACGAAGCGAGCGCGCACUCGUCUUUUCUUUCUAUAUUUUCCUUCCCUCCCCUCCCCUCCCUCGGCUCUGUCUGAAGCCAGUGGGAAAGAGAUGUUGCACCUCCGCGCAAGAGUUGCUCCACAACAAGAAUGUCACCGACUUCUGCAGGAGCUCAGAUUCAAGUACUGACCGCAUCUGCCGUUCACUGCGCGCGCUGAUUUCUUUUUUGUGUGUUAUUUGGGAUUGGAACCCCAGUUGGACGCGGCCGGAGUCGAGUUAAAAUAAAUUUUCCACGAGAGGCUUCGCCAUUCAACAAGCUGGCAGCGAGGAGGCAAUGGGCGCAUCGAGCCUCCUUCACGGACCGCGUCUUGCUUGUAUUCUUGCCCAGCUUGUUGAAUCUCCGCGGUGACGAGCGAGCCACGAUGCCCUCGCGUUAACAACUUCUCGUGAUUGCACCAUUCAUCUCUCGAUUUUUAUUUCAUAGUAAAACAUGGCUCGUCCCGUUCUAUUCGCCGAGCUGGGCUCCGUGUGGACAUUGUUUUGCCUCAUGCGGACUGCGCUGGAUUUGGCUGUGGCUCAGGAGACGUACGCGCCGCAUUCGAUCCGGACCGAGGGCCACUUGACCCUCGGCGGACUUUUCCCAGUGCACGCCAGGGGGGUGGACGGCGCGCCGUGCGGGGACCUGAAGAAGGAGAACGGCAUCCAGCGGCUCGAAGCCAUGAUGUACGCUCUGGACCAAAUCAAUCAGGACGAGCAACUCUUGCCCAACAUCACCCUGGGCGCCCGGGUGCUGGACACUUGUUCGAGGGAUACCUACGCGCUGGAGCAGUCGCUAACUUUCGUGCAGGCCCUCAUCACUAAGGACACCUCAGAUGUUAGGUGCACCAACGGGGAGCCGCCGGUCUUUGUCAAGCCUGAAAAAGUGGUGGGAGUCGUCGGAGCCUCCGCGAGCUCUGUAUCGAUCAUGGUUGCCAACAUCCUACGCCUCUUCCAGAUCCCGCAGAUCAGCUAUGCAUCAACCGCUCCGGAGUUGAGUGAUGACAGGCGCUACGACUUCUUCUCAAGGGUGGUUCCUCCAGAUUCCUUCCAGGCCCAGGCCAUGGUGGACAUAAUUCGAGCAAUGGGAUGGAGUUACGUCUCCACAGUCGCCUCCGAGGGCAGCUAUGGAGAGAAAGGAGUGGAGGCCUUCACGCAACUCUCCAAAGAAGCAGGUGGGAUCUGCGUGGCCCAGUCUUGGAAAAUCCCGCACAACCCCAAGAUGGAGGAUUAUGACAAAGCCAUCCAACAACUGCUGGAAACUCAGCACUCCAGGGCAGUCGUCAUCUUCGCCAAUGAAGAAGACAUACGGGGAGUCCUCAAUGCCACGAAGAGGGCCAAUCACGUGGGUCAUUUUCUGUGGAUUGGAUCUGACAGCUGGGGGGCCAAAAGCAGUCCCAUCCACCACCUGGAGGAUGUAGCAGUGGGCGCCAUCACCAUACUGCCCAAACGCUCCUCUAUCAAAGGGUUUGAUGAAUACUUUACCGCACUCACCCUGGAGAACAAUCGUAGGAACGUUUGGUUUGCUGAAUUCUGGGAGGAGAACUUUGACUGCAGGCUUCUCAGUGCAUCCAAGAAAGAAGACACUAGUCGGAAAUGCACAGGCCAAGAACGCAUCGGGAUUGACUCCAAGUAUGAGCAGGAAGGGAAGGUGCAGUUUGUGAUCGAUGCGGUGUACGCCAUGGCCCACGCGCUGCACAACAUGCAGAGGGACUUAUGUCCCGACCAUCCUGGCGUCUGUCCUCAGAUGGAGUCCGCCGAAGGAAAAACUUUGCUCAAGUACAUCCGCAAUUCCAGCUUCAACGGCAGUGCUGCCACCCCGGUUGUCUUUAAUAAGAAUGGUGAUGCUCCAGGACGUUAUGAUUUGUUCCAGUUCCAGAUGACCAACUCCUCCAUCCUGGAGUAUAAGGCGGUCGGACAGUGGGCGGAGAGCCUCCAGCUCAGGCUAGAGGAGCUUCAGUGGCCCGACGGGGAGCAGGAGCUGCCCAUCUCUGUGUGCAGUCUGCCUUGUAAGACCGGAGAGAGAAAGAAGAGGGUCAAAGGGAUACCGUGCUGCUGGCACUGCGAGCUCUGUGACGGAUACCAGUACCAGUCUGACGAAACCUCCUGCCGCCUGUGCGCGUACAACAUGAGGCCCAACCCCAACAGGACCGCCUGCCAGCCCAUCCCCAUUACCAAACUGGAGUGGCACUCCCCUUGGGCAGUCAUCCCUGUCUUCUUGGCCAUGCUCGGCAUCAUCGCCACCAUUUUCGUCAUGGCCACGUUCGUUCGCUACAACGACACGCCCAUCGUGCGCGCGUCGGGCCGAGAGCUGAGCUACGUGCUGCUGACUGGCAUCUUUCUGUGCUACAUCAUCACCUUCCUGAUGAUCGCCAAGCCCGACGUGGGCGUGUGCGCCUUCAGGAGGAUCUUCCUGGGUUUGGGCAUGUGCAUCAGCUACGCGGCGCUGCUCACCAAGACCAACCGCAUCUACCGGAUCUUCGAGCAAGGCAAGCAGACUGUCACGGCCCCGCGCUUCAUCAGCCCCACCUCCCAGAUCGCCAUAACGUCCAGUCUGAUCUGCGUGCAGCUGCUGGGCGUGCUGGUGUGGUUCGCCGUGGACCCCCCCAACACUAUUAUCGACUAUGAUGAGCAAAAAACAAUUAACCCCAUGCUGGCUCGUGGCGUACUCAAGUGCGAUAUCACAGACUUGCAGAUCAUCUGCUCGCUGGGUUACAGCAUCCUCUUGAUGGUGACGUGCACCAUCUACGCCAUCAAGACGAGAGAUGUCCCCGAAGACUUCAACGAAGCCAAACCCAUCGGCUUCACCAUGUACACCACCUGCAUCGUGUGGCUGGCUUUCAUCCCCAUUUUCUUUGGCACGGCCCAGUCUGCUGAGAAGCUCUACAUCCAGACGACGACCCUGACCAUUUCCAUGAAUCUCAGUGCCUCGGUAGCACUGGGCAUGCUCUACAUGCCCAAGGUGUACAUCAUUAUCUUCCAUCCCGAGCUCAACGUACAGAAGAGGAAACGUAGCUUCAAGGCGGUGGUGACAGCCGCGACCAUGUCGUCACGCUUGUCCCAGAAGCCCAGUGAGAGACCCAACGGAGAAGCCAAGACUGAGCUAUGUGAGAACCCUGCUGCUGACCCUAUGAGUCAAGCCACCAAGAAGACGUACGUGAAUUAUAACAACCUCAGGAUCUGAUGUGCUGGAGAAUGAAUGCUGCUCGUGUGUCAUUUGUGAUUGAAAAGAAAAAGGGAAGCUCCAGAGGAACCAGGAGAGGCUUGCGAGCAUCCCAGCACGUCCUGCAGCACCCGAGCGCUCACACAGAGGAUGGCGGAGCGCAUCCAACCUCCAUCCGGACUUGAGUGAGACUACGUAGUGCUGCGGGCUGCUGCGACUACAUCUUGUGGAGGUUUUAACCCGGCGGCCUCGAGCAGAGAAGAAGCUGACCGCUAAAAGGGGUCGCCGCGGACGAGGGCAUAAAGAACAGAGGAUGUGCUUUUGAGAUACUUUGUUUUACAAUGUCAUUAAAGCCAUAUUCUCUUGGGGUUGCCAUUAUCUGAUUUUUCUUCUGUAUUGUUUCUAAGUGAUUUUCUUCUGUGCCUCUAUUUGCUCCAAGUACAUCAAAUUGAACCUUGAACAGCGAGCUCUGCCACAUACAGUAUUUUGUUUUACACAAAUGAAAUUUUAAAAAGAAAAAAAAGUCUAACCCACAUGAUGAUUAUAUUUGAGUGAUGGGCAUUGUACUAUAUUUUUUGUAAAUAUUUGAGACUAUUUUCAUGUUUGGAGUACUAAAAUAGAUAAGCGGUCUGUGUUCAAUGGCAUUUGGAUGGUAAUGAGAAGCACCACAAAGUGUUGACUUUGCAUGUGCCAAUGUAUGUUUGUUCUAUUUGAUGUAAGCAAAACAUUUAAAAAAACGAAAAAAAAAAUCUAAGAAAUAAAAGCUAAUGAUAAUGAGCUUCGGCACUCUCCUGCGCUUUGUUUUCUCUUCCCUGGAAAUCAUUCAAAUGACAGAAUAUGGCUUUAAUCUGUUGCUGCAUUGACCCCUCUUGUAUGUGAAAGCAUGUUUGUUUUUUGUAGCCUUUCCUUGUGGUACCUAGCAACUGUGUGACAAGCACUCACAGCGACCGUGCAAGUAUGUUGUGAUGUCUGUCAAUUUAUGAACAUGUAAUAAAUGAGUUUGUUAUCUUUUAUACAACCCAA